UGAUUUUUGAUUUUUCUUUUUGUUGCUUAUCUUGGAUCAUUCAAUGUAACCCACUUUUCUUGUUGCCCUUUUCCUCCUAUGAAUUAUACUAAAUACUUUUUCUAUUAUUCAUAAUCGGAUCCUACUCAAUCAUAUGCCCAGUUCUCAAAGCAGCCUUCUUUUUUCCCCCCUCAGCUUUAUCGAUUGAGAUUCAACAGACCCAUUUCUUAUUUUUAGCUUAUUGAUUCGUAUAAUGGAUUAAAAUUUUAGUUCUUGACUUACACACUAUUGCUUUUUAACGAAAUGAAUUUGGUAAAUUGAGUACAGGGCAAGUGGCCAAAGGGCUCUGCCAAGAAAAAAACAAAAGAGAGGUAAAAAACAACAAAAUACUGUUUGGUUGGCGUGGUUAGGCAACAGGUAGUAAGAUAUUGUGGGAUUAAUGGCUGGUCUAAAUGGAGACCCUUUUCUUGGAAUUGACGAUAACAUUGAAAAGCUUCAAUAUAAUAAUAACAGCAAGGAGGCUAUAGACAAAGAAGGGUUGGUGGUGGGGAUAGGAGAAGAUAGCAGUAAUAAUAAAAACAACAAUCAGGGAGGUGAAAAAGAUAUGGCUGGCAAUUCAAUUCACAGGUCAGGUUCGAGGCCUCAACUUGACCUUAGCAAAGCUGAAAUCCAAGGCAAUUCUGAGGAAAGAGAUCCUACCAUUUUGCUGCCUAAUCAAACUGAUGAUAUCUCUCAUUUGGCUCUUGAUAUUGGAGGUUCACUUAUUAAGUUGGUCUAUUUUUCAAGACAUGAAGACCAAUCAGUUGAUGAUAAGAGGAAGAAAACUGUCAAGGAAAGAUUGGGUAUUUCAAAUGGUAACAGGAGAAACUUCCCUGUUCUUGGUGGGAGGCUUCACUUUGUGAAGUUUGAGACAAGCAAGUUGAAUGAGUGUUUGGAUUUUAUCUCUUCCAAGCAGCUUCACCGUGGCGGAAUUGACUCCCAUCAUUGGAAUUCUGAGGCUUCUGCCAAUGAAAAUGCAGUUAUCAAGGCCACAGGGGGUGGGGCAUACAAGUUUGCGGACCUCUUUAAAGAAAGGCUUGGGGUCAGUAUUGACAAAGAAGAUGAAAUGGAUUGCCUUGUCGCAGGAGCAAAUUUCUUACUUAAGGCUAUUCGCCAUGAAGCUUUCACGCACAUGGAGGGUCACAAAGAGUUUGUGCAGAUUGACCACAAUGAUCUGUUCCCUUAUCUUCUGGUUAAUAUUGGAUCUGGUGUUAGUAUAAUUAAGGUUGAUGGGGAUGGCAAAUUUCAGCGUGUUAGUGGAACAAAUGUUGGAGGUGGUACUUAUUGGGGAUUAGGAAGGUUACUAACAAAGUGCAACAGUUUUGAUGAACUGCUAGAAUUGAGUCAAAGGGGAGACAAUAGGACCAUAGACAUGCUUGUUGGGGACAUCUAUGGUGGCAUGGAUUACUCUAAGAUUGGCCUCUCUGCAUCAACCAUAGCUUCUAGUUUUGGCAAGGCUAUUUCUGACAAGAAGGAGCUUCAAGAUUACAGACCUGAAGAUAUUUCCUUGUCUCUCUUGAGAAUGAUUUCCUACAAUAUUGGACAGAUAUCUUAUUUAAAUGCACUUCGGUUUGGGCUUAAGCGAAUAUUUUUUGGAGGAUUUUUCAUAAGGGGUCAUGCGUAUACCAUGGAUACAAUCUCCUUUGCUGUUCAUUUUUGGUCAAAAGGAGAGGCACAAGCUAUGUUCUUGAGACAUGAAGGAUUUUUGGGAGCUGUAGGUGCAUUUAUGAGUUAUCAGAAGCAUGGCCUUGAUGACUUGAUGGUGCAUCACUUAGUUGAGAGGUUCCCAAUGGGAGCACCAUACACUGGUGGAAAGAUACAUGGACCGCCACUUGGUGACUUGAAUGAAAAGAUUUCUUGGAUGGAAAAGUUUGUUCUGAAGGGUACUGAGAUUACAGCACCAGUACCGAUGGCUCCACCUGGAACCACAGGACUGGGAGGAUUUGAAGUUCCAUCUUCCAGAGGUGCCACUCUGCGCUCUGAUGCAAGUGCUUUAAACGUUGGUGUUCUCCAUCUUGUACCCACUUUGGAGGUGUUUCCUUUAUUAGCCGACCCAAAAAUGUACGAGCCCAAUACCAUUGAUCUAUCAGAUCACAAAGAGCUAGAGUACUGGUUCACUGUGCUUUCAGGGCACUUGCCUGACCUUGUUGAUAAGGCUGUGGCAAGUGAAGGUGGAACUGAUGAUGCUAAAAGAAGAGGUGAUGCUUUUGCUCGUGCUUUCUCCGCUCACUUGGCAAGGUUGAUGGAGGAACCAGCUGCUUAUGGGAAGUUAGGAUUGGCCAAUCUUUUGGAACUGAGAGAAGAGUGCCUGAGGGAGUUUCAGUUUCUUGAUGCUUAUAGAAGCAUCAAACAGAGGGAAAAUGAGGCAUCUCUUGCUGUUUUACCUGAUCUACUACUGGAGCUUGACCAUAUGGAUGAGGAAACAAGGUUGCUUACCUUAAUUGAAGGUGUUCUAGCUGCAAACAUAUUCGACUGGGGAUCCCGUGCCUGUGUUGAUCUUUAUCAUAAAGGAACAAUUAUUGAAAUUUAUAGAAUGAGUCGCAACAAAAUGCAAAGACCAUGGCGGGUUGAUGAUUUUGACCUCUUUAAGGAACGAAUGUUAGGAUCUGAAGGGAAGAAACCUAGACCCCAUAAGAGAGCUUUACUCUUUGUUGACAACUCGGGUGCUGACAUUGUCCUUGGCAUGCUUCCGCUAGCAAGAGAACUCCUUCGACGUGGAACAGAAGUUGUUUUGGUUGCAAAUUCUCUUCCUGCACUGAAUGAUGUAACUGCUAUGGAGCUUCCUGAUAUUGUUGCUGAGGCUGCAAAGCAUUGCGACGUCCUCCGCCGAGCUGCUGAAGCAGGAGGCCUCCUAGUAGAUGCAAUGAAUAACAACUCAUUAGAUGGUUCCAGAGGAAAUUCUUCUUCAGUUCCAUUGAUGGUUGUUGAGAAUGGUUGUGGAAGCCCAUGUAUAGAUUUAAGGCAAGUCAGCUCUGAGCUAGCUGCAGCAGCCAAACAUGCUGACUUGGUUAUCUUAGAAGGGAUGGGUAGAGCUCUUCACACCAAUUUCAAUGCUCGGUUUAAAUGCGAAGCCCUCAAGCUUGCAAUGGUGAAAAAUCAGAGGUUGGCUGAAAAACUGAUUAAAGGGAAGAUCUAUGAUUGCGUUUGCAGAUAUGAGCCUGCCACUUGAUCUUUCUCUACUAACAACUUAAGAGCUUUUGGAACAAAAAUUUAAAAAAAAUAUAAAAACUCCUGGAAUGGAAAUGGAGCAAUGGGAGUCCCACAGCAUUUUAGCCUAUACCUUUCAUUUGUCAGCUUUUAAGUUUAUGAUUUUAUUGCUGACAGUGUUCGACAAUUACCAGCAAUUGUAAUAUAAUCAGUAGAAUACAUGCCUGUAGAUAUCAAUGUUAUAUACUUAAAUUAUUGUGAAUCUAAAUUGGGUUGAAUUUUUAA
Molecule: messenger RNA, 3450 nt
Organism: Gossypium raimondii (Peruvian cotton)
Lineage: Eukaryota; Viridiplantae; Streptophyta; Magnoliopsida; Malvales; Malvaceae
Product: pantothenate kinase 2
Exons: 22
Coding region: 419-3187 (922 amino acids)
Biological process (GO): coenzyme A biosynthetic process
Cellular component (GO): cytosol; nucleus
Molecular function (GO): pantothenate kinase activity; ATP binding
Source: RefSeq, a predicted model, not a curated record